This is a messenger RNA of Peronospora matthiolae, 180 nucleotides long. NCBI's taxonomy places the organism in Eukaryota, Oomycota, Peronosporomycetes, Peronosporales, Peronosporaceae. The record is from the annotation of a GenBank genome assembly.
AUGGACACUCCGGAGCACCUCCAGCGUGUCGCGAUUAAAGGCUAUGUCGACCGUGAGCUCGCUGAUUUGCGUCGGCGAGCCUCAACCUCCACGGUCGUCAAGACGUCAAAGGUUGUCAAGCUAGACGUCUCUAGCUACAGCGGGGUCGAAGCGCCUCGCUUUCAAUCGCUGGCUCUGUGA